This is a messenger RNA of Auanema sp. JU1783, 315 nucleotides long. The record is from the annotation of a GenBank genome assembly. Lineage: Eukaryota; Metazoa; Nematoda; Chromadorea; Rhabditida; Rhabditidae.
AUGAACCAAAUCUUCAUCCCUGUUUUAGCUCUUUUGACAUUAAGUGCAGAACUAACUGAAGCAGCACCCCCUCUCAAUGGCAACAACUUCAUGUCAUGUAUGUUUUGCGACACAGUGACUGAUGCCUUCGAGACUGAAGUCACUCCUACUGGGGUCAUUCAAGCUAUGUUCAGAACUUGCAAUCGAAUGGGUCUAAUGGAACCAAUAUGUGACAACUUCAUUACCGUACACGGCAAACAAAUUUUACUAUUAGCAAGAUCUGGUGUUCCACCAUCAGAAAUUUGUGGGCAACUUUUGAACUGCGAAAGGAAUUAA